Dreissena polymorpha is the source of this 8881-nucleotide messenger RNA. RefSeq lists its product as uncharacterized. Lineage: Eukaryota; Metazoa; Mollusca; Bivalvia; Myida; Dreissenidae. Bases 154 to 1425 code for a protein of 423 amino acids. The record is from RefSeq and is a predicted model, not a curated record. The transcript is spliced from 3 exons.
GGAGAAAUUAUUUAGAAGGGAAGUAACUACUUUUAGGAGUUCGGGAAAGCUCUGGAACAAAAACACAUAAUGUUUACAUAAUGAAAACGAUCUCUGACAUAACGGUGUCGCAGUUAGCUUUAUCGCAAUUUACUCAUUUAUCUGUUCUCCAAUAUGUCAAUAGCACGUCUUUCCGUUAAAGCAGCAACUAAUUUCGGUGUUGGAUAUAAGAUUGGCGCAGCAUUUAAAGAACAUUUUCACGAAAGAUGUGCUUCAGCAGCAUCUAAACGACUUAAACAAUUUUAUGAUUCCGAUCACGGAAGAAAUGUUUAUGAAAAUGCGUUAUUGUCAACCGAAAGAUGUUAUCCGAAUAUUGUUCAGGAGUUGCGUGGUUUGUCCGAUGGAUCAGAAGUACCUUUCGAAAAUCUAUUUCUACAUUCGCUAGCGUCUGAAAUAUGGCUUUACUACUUGGAUAAAGAUGCUAAUCCUUCUCCACAAGCAACGUUCAAUCCACCAAAGAAACAGGAGAACCUUCGUUGCACGGAUAUUCUAGUCAAUUCUAGGUCAUGUCGGAUCAUUGGUCACAAUGAAGAUUGGCAGAGAGAAUGUUAUGGAAAAGGUUAUGUAGUUGACGUUGAAAUUGACAAACAGUCAAACAAACCAGUCAAUAAAACAACCUCUGUGAAACCCGUUGGGAAAUAUAACCAGACAGAGAGUGCAUGCUCUGAAACUGCAAGUCAUACCAAACCACAUCACAAACAUAAAAGUAUUCAACAAAAAAUUUCAGAACGAAAUGAACAAUUUGUGUCUUUCGCUACUCCAUGUGAGUUGACUGGUUUUACUUUCGCGAUGAAUAAGUAUUUCGUCUUCACUGUAAACAGUCUUGUGCCGAAAGAGUCUAACACAGAAGGUGUUCCAAUUGCAGUGCUGAUUCGAGCCUUAAUGGGUGCUCGGUCCAUCGAGGAAUGUGUUCAAGUGAUGCAGAAUGAACCCUUCGGAUGUUGUUAUGGAAUUAAUUUGAACAUUGCCAGUAUUCACACCAACGAAAUGUGGUCAAUGGAAGUGUACUCGAGCAAGGAUGGUUCAAGUGUUUCUCUCAAGCAGCUUCCGUUUGAAGACAGUGAGACCCCUCAGAAUCACUACGUCCAUACAAACCACUACAAGUACACGCCAGGGGCGCUGGAGCUUUAUGACAAUCUGCUAUACUCUUGCGCCCGUCACUUCACAGCCCUGCACCAGGACACACCCAAGAGUGUGAAAGACGUGUGCAGAAUUCUUGGCGAUACAUCAAAUUCAGAGGGUCCCAUUUACAGACAGGUUGUUCCAACAGAAAAAACUGCUACAAUUGCAACAGGGUUGUUUGAUUUGAAAUCUAAGUUGAUGCAUGUGUUUGAUAAGAAUCCAAACCUGUCUGAUCCCUGUUUCAGUAUACCAUUUUUAAAAUGAUUGGUUUGCAUAUUAUUUGCAAAUUGAUUGUUCUUUCUUACACUGUCCUAACUAUUCACAAAAUGGUUUUGGAUAUAUGUAAUUGGUUGGAUUAGAAACACAGUAUGAACAAGAGAUGUGUUUGUCAGAAACACAAUGCCCCCUACUGCGCUGCUUUGAAAUAAAAUUUCUAUUUAUCAUUUGGCAGGUAUAGAAAUCAUCUUCCUUUAAAGCUUAUUACUUCCCUUGGAUUUUGUUUUUUUAUGCCCCCGGAUCGAAAGAUCGGGGGUAUAUUGUUUUUGGCCUGUCUGUCAUUGUAUGUGUGUGUGUGUCCCAAAACUUUAACCUUCUUCAUAACUUUUGCAAUAUUGAACGUAGCAACUUGAUAUUUGGCAUGCAUGUGUAUCUCAUGGAGCUGCACAUUUAAAGUGGUGAAAGGUCAAGGUCAUCCUUCAAGGUCAAAAGUCAAAAAAAUAAAUUAAAGAACUUUAACCAAAACUUUAACCUUCUUCAUAACUUUUGCAAUAUUGAACGUAGCAACUUGAUAUUUGGCAUGCAUGUGUAUCUCAUGGAGCUGCACAUUUUGAGUGGUGAAAAGUCAAGGUCAAGGUCAUCCUUCAAUGUCAUAGGUCAAAAUUAAUUUUUUUUUAAGCGGUGCAUUAGGGGGCAUUGUGUUUCUAACCAAACACAUCUCUUGUUAACCUUUGACAUUGACGGAUGACCUUGACCUUUCACCACUCAAAAAUGUGCAGCUCCAUGAGAUACCCAUGCAUUUUAAAUAUCUAAUUCCUAUCUUCAAUAUUGCAAAAUUUGAACUUUGACAUUGACCUUGAAGGAUGACCUUGACCUUUCACCACUCAAAAUUUGCAGCUCCAUGAGAUACACAUGCAUGCCAAAUAUUAAGUUGCUAUCUUCAAUAUUUAAAAAGUUAUGGCCAAUGUUAAAGUUUUCGGACGGACGGAAUAUUUGACAUUUGACCUUGAAGAAUGACCUUGAUUUUCACCUUUCACCACUAUAAAUGUUCAGCUCUAGGAGAUACACAUGUAUGACAAAUAUCAAGUUGGCUUGCUAUCUUCAAUAUUUAAAAAAAUAUGGCCAAUGUUAAAGAUUUCGGACAGACGGAAUAUUUGACAUUUGACCUUGAAGGAUGACCUUGACCUUCACCUUUCACCACUCAAAAUGUGCAGCUCUUUGAGAUGCACAUGCAUGCCAAAUAUCAAGUUGCUAUGUUAAAUAUUGAAAAAGUUACGACCAUUAAAGUUUCGGACGGAUGGACAGACUGACAUACUGACAAACUGACUUACGGACAGUUCAACUACUACAUGCCACCCUACUGGGGGCAUAAAAGUUCAUUUUUUUUAAAUGGGGCCAAAAAGGGCCAGUUGGCAUUUUGUUCAUACUCAGAUGAGUUGUUUUGAUCUGUAGAACACUAUUUCACUCAAGAAAUGACUGUGAUGACUUGCAUUUUCAAUUCAACAAAUUCUUUGAUUUUGUAAUUACAGUAGGACUUGUGUAAACAAUCCGAUCACACUAACAAUUUAAUAAUGUCAUCAUUGUUAUAUACACUAAUUUGCAUUAGACGGCAAUAUCCAUGGCAUUUUUUGACAGGUAACAACAAUAACCCAAAGGAUAGUAAUAAUAAUAUAUAAUUUUAUGAUAGUGUAAUAAGUCUAUUUCUCCGUUACUGCUGUGUGGAAAUAAAUUGAACAUUGUGACUAGCAGAAUUUUUAAUUAUGUUACAUUUAUUGAGAAUGCAGUACAAUUCUUGUCUUGAUGGUGAAGAUUAUUGUCCCAAAUGGGGGAAGGCUGAAAAUAACCAAGUGAAAUGUCAUCCCCAAAAGGAUGUUUAGCUCACCUGAGCACAAUGUGCUUGUGGUGAGCUGUAGGGUUUGUGAUCGCCGUUUGUCCGUCGUGCGCUGUGCAGCAUCAUGAUUUGCCUUGUUAACACUCUAGGGGCAACAUUUAUUGUCCAAUCUUAAUGAAAUUUGGUCAGAACAUUUUUCACAAUGAUAUCUUAGACAAUUUCAAAAAUGGUUUUCGUUUGACUUGGUUGAAAAACAGGGUGGCCAGGGGGCUGGGCACUUUUCCUUAUAUGGCUAUAGUAAAACCAUGUUAACACUCUAGAGGCAACAUUUAUUGUCCGAUUAUAUUGAAACUUGGUCAGAAGAUUUGUCCCACUGAUGUCAUGGACGAGUUCGAAAAUGGUUCAGGUUGCUUGAAAAACAUGGCUGCCAGGGGGUGGGGAAUUGUUCCUUAUAUGGCUCUAGUAAACCUUGUUAACACUCUAGAGGCCACAUUUAUUAUUGUCCAUUCAUCAUGAAACUUGGUCAGUAGAUUUAUCCCAUUGAUAUCUUGGACAUAUUCGAAAAUAGUUCCGGUUGGUUGAAAACAUGGCCACAAAGAGCGGAGCAUUUUUACGCCCCCCUUCGAAGAAGAGGGGUAUAUUGUUUUGCACAUGUCGGCCGGUCCGUCGGUCGGUCGGUCGGUUGGUCGGUCCGUCCACCAGAUGGUUUCCGGAUAACUCAAGAAUGCUUAGGCCUAGGAUCAUGAAACUUCAUAGGUACAUUGAUCAUGACUGGCAGAUGACCCCUAUUGAUUUUCAGGUCACUAGGUCAAAGGUCAAGGUCACAGUGACUCGAAAUAGUAAAAUGGUUUCGGGAUGAUAACUCAAGAAUGCUUAGGCCUAGGAUCAUGAAACUUCAUAUGUACAUUGAUCAUGACUGGCAGAUGACUCCUAUUGAUUUUCAGGUCACUAGGUCAAAGGUCAAGGUCACAGUGACUCGAAAUAGUAAAAUGGUUUUCGGAUAACUCAACAAUACUUACGCCUAGGAUCAUGAACUUCAUAGGAACAUUAAUCAUGACUGGCAGAUGACCCCUAUUGAUUUUCAGGUGACUAGGUCAAAGGUCAAUGUCACAGUGACUCGAAAUAGUAAAAUGGUUUCCGUAUGAAAACUCAAGGUCAAGGUCACAGUGACAAAAAACGUAUACACACAAUGGCUGCCACUACAACUGACAGCCCAUAUGGGGGGCAUGCAUGUUUUACAAACAGCCCUUGUUCAUUAUAUAGCUAUAGUAAAAACUUGUUGACACUAAAAAUAACAUUAAUAGUCUAAUCUUCACGAAACCUGGUCAGAACAUUUGUUCUAAUGAUAUCUUGGAUGAGUUCAAAAAUUGUUCUGGUCGUUGAAAAACAUGGACGCAGGGAGCGGGUCAUUUUUUCUUAUAUGGCUUUAGUGGAACCUUGUUAACACACUAGAGGCCACAUUUAUUGUCCUAUCAUCAUUAAACUUGGUCAGAAAAUUUGUCCCAAUGAUAUCUUGGAUGAGUUUGAAAAAAGUUUCAGUUGCUUGAAAAAAAUGAGCGCCAGGGGGCAGGACAUGUUUCCUUAUAUAUGGCUAUAGUUAAACCUUUUAAACACUCAAAAAGCCACAUUUAUUGUCCGAUCUUCAUGAAACUUGGUCUGAAGAUUGGUCUCAAUGAUAUAGUAAAACCUUGUAAACACUAUAGAAGCCACAUUUAUUGUCCGAUCUUUAUGAAGCUUGGUCUGAAGAUUGGUCUCAAUGAUAUAUUGGAGAGUUCGAAAAUAGUUCCGGUUUGUUGAAAAACAUGGCCGCCAAGGGGCGAGGCAUUUUUCCUUAUAUGGCUAUAGUUAAAACUUGUAAACACUAAAAGUCACAUUUAUUGUCCAAUUUUUAUAAAACUUGAUCAGAACAUUUGUUUAAAUGAUAUCUUGGAUCAGAUUGAAAAUGGUUCUGGUCUAUUGAAAAACAUAGCCACCAGGGGGCGUGGAAUUUAUCCUUAUAUGUCUAUUGAAAAACCUUCUUAGCACUCUAAAAGUUACAUUUAUUGUUCACUCUUCAUGAAACUUGGUGAGAACAUUUGUUCUCAUGAUAUCUAGGGCUGCACAGGUCUUUUACUUUGUAUCUCAGGUGAGCGACUUUGAGCCUUUCAGGCCCUCUUGUUCUGUUAAGCUUGACAAAUGUUGCUGUUUAGCAAUUGUUGGUAAAUGUUGCUGUUUAGCAAGUUAUAUUUGUAUAACGGUAAAAGAGUUAAAGAUACAGGAAUUAAGAUUACUUUAUGUACUAAUAUUAAGUUUUUAAAGUUGUGAAAUUAAAAUAGAAACCAUUACAUGUUGCAUGAAGGAUAUAAAUGUUGACAGUAUUAGUAUAUAUAUUUUUGCUGUUCCUACCCUUGAUUAUGAUUUUGAUAGCUUAUUUGUUUGUCAUAAAACAACCCUGAAUCAUAACAAAGAAGCAGUGUUGCAAUAAUACAUGCAAAAUUGUUCUAACUUUAGAUAGAACAGUGUUUCACCGAACCAAAAUACCUUUUCUCUACGAUUUAUAGUUAGAAAACUCAAAUUAGUAUUAAUAUCUUGUAGUUUUACAUAUUGUUUCAUCAUGUAUGUUGUAUUACAUCAUGUAAUGCUAUUUUGUAGUGAUAUAUAAUAUGUGCGUGAUCUCAAAGAGUAUACACAACGCCAAUCUGUUUCCCUUUCGGUAACAUUUUUGCUCACCUGAGCUCAAAGAUCUAAACGGAGCUUUGUGAUCACUUAAUUUCCAGCAUUCAGCGGUGUGCUGUCUGCAUUGUGUAUUUUUAACUGUUUGCUUGUUGCCAGCUUAAAGGCACAUUUUUAUCCAAUCUUGAUGAAAUUUGACAAAAUGUUCAUUGACAAUGUCUAGGUGGUGGUUGAAUCCGGCCACGUGUGGUUAGAAACAAGCGGACCGUUUCAAUAAACAUCGUAGUUCACAUUUACGAUACGAUACAUUUUUCGAAGAUACAUAAUUUCUGAAGUCCAUAUCAUAUUAUUAUAAAUUUCCAGUACUUAAUUAUUUACAUUGGCAUCUCAAGCGCCGUAUAUAUUUGACGAGCAUGGCGAGCUAGUUUGUCUACUAAUUAAGAUUAAAAUAUUAUCUCGUAAGUUAAAAUUGUUGUACGAUCGUUUAUGAAACGGCCCCCAGGUCACUGGGUGAAAUGUUUAUCUUGAUAAAAGUAAAGCUAUGUCUAAAUCUUGGUUAAGUGGAGUAAUAAAGUAGAUCACGAGGUUGAGUCUUUAACAAUUGGUGUCCUUGAACUCAGAUGCGCCCUUAAGCUUCAUCAUGGCCCUCUUGUUUUAGAACUGUGUUUUGCUGAACCUUCGAUAUUUAUAGAUAUGUUGGUUUAUGUUGUUCAGGGGCGUAGCUGGGCAGAUUUUAAGUGCACACGGCAUGGUCGGGAUUUUUUUUAUCUCGACGAAGCCGUACGUGCAUUCUAGAGAGGUUUCAGACAAUUUUAUAGUGCAACAUAAUGCGUGCUAAACUCGGAUAUGAUACCAUUUGUCUUCGAUUUUAUAACAUAGGAUUUUACUUUAAGAUUUUUUUUCCAGAAGGGGUAUUUCAUUUAAUGUAUGUCUAAAUAAAACCUUGAUAUGGUAUGGUAUAACAUAGGACAUAACACUUUUGGAUGAAAGUUACUAAAGCUUAAUUUGUAUUGUUAAACCAUAAAUAAAAGCAAAUUAAUUAAUUUAGCAAAAUAUCCAUCUUUUAGAUAGCAACUAUGUGUAUCAUCUUUACUCUAUAACUCUAGUGACUUACAUCUCGUCUUGUAUUCUCUACCUAUUGCACAAUAAUACAUGUGAACUGUAUACAUUCUAAUUAAUGCAAGGUCUCCUGUAUUGCAUGCAUUACAUUACACACGAAAUAAAAGGGCCAAACGGCGCUCCUUUCGUCUGGCAAAUACGUUAACGACCUCUUCCAGAUCGAUAUCUCGCUCUCGAUGUAUAUUCAACAGGGCAAUUUUAAGACCGGACAUGCGCUCUGUUCCCAUGGUGCUACGGAGGUAUGUCUUCACCCGUCUCAUUGUACAAAAAGCUGUUGCUGUCGAUACUGGCAUGCAGAGCAGAACGAGAAGACAUUGCAAGUUUUGUUCUCCUACCCAUCUCUUCUGUGCCCACUGCGUCAGUCUCCAAGUUCUCAUAGAACCGCAAAAGCUGUUUGGCAGAGUAGUCAAAGGCAAACGCUAUUGUAAGGACAGUUGCCAUCAUGUUCUUAGCGUGCAUCGAGUCGGAGGCGUGUAUAACGGCGAGAUUCAGCCAGUGCGCCUUGCAGUGAGUGUAUACAGCUCUCGCAACGAUGGCUUGGAUGCGAGCCUGGACCCCCUUCUGCUUCCCGGACAUGUUCGACGCACCAUCAUUACCAUGGCCGCGCAUUGUCUGAAUGUUUACUCCAAGAGCUUGAAGGUUGUCGAGGAAGGCAUUAGCCAGAGCUUCGCCGGUGGUAGACUUGCACUCGGCAAACCCAACGAACUCCUACCGGAGACAUGCUUUCUAUGCAUCGUAAAAUCAAAGGCAGAGAGCCAUUUGCUACAUAGUGGCAGCCAUUCUUAAAAGCGCCCGUUUCGUUAACAACCCAUUCGGAUACAUAGUAGUAAACAACGAUAAAGCGCAGUCGAUAAUACUGUUAUGGAUAGAGUCACCACCAAAAGAAUCGUGACCUCGAAAAUGGUAGCUAAAGCAUGCGUAUUCUAUACAGUCGAAAAAAAAUUUCAGACAGUUUAAGUGUUUUCGAUAUUAAAAAACAUCUCUCGCAUCUCUCCCGGAUUAGGCAUCACAUUUUAUUGCAUUUUUCGAUCAAUUUAAUUUUGUUUUUUUUUCCAAACAGCGUUCGCACGUGCGUAUUUGCGUCUGCCCAGCUACGCCCCUGUUGUUGGUUGUGAUGCCACAAAAGCCAUUUAUUUUCAUUGUGGAAGUGAAGUUAUUAGUACAUUUUUGUAAGAAAAAAUCUGCAAGAAUACACCCAUUUUAUGAAAAAGAUAUUUUAUUAUGGACUUAAAAGAAUCACGCUGAAAAAUAUCCAUCUGAUGAGAGGAAGGUAUCACCAGAAUAUGAAGCUUUGAGGGAUCAUCUGAUUUGUAGUUUAUGCGUAUAUGGGAAAUGUUCACAUAUUGGUAAAAUGAGUUGAAAUAAAUGAAAUUGUAAAGCAUUUUAUGUAACCUAGAUAUGGUAUUAUUCAGAUUGUUGGGAGUGUUUUCUUUAAAGUUGCUGACAGCCACUGGAUUUGUUACGUUUUUGUAAAAAUUGCAGUCAGGAUUGGGGGAAUGGUUAAGUUUUUUUAAUUGUAUUUUUAGUUUUUAUGCAUAAAUCUGUCUAAAGUUGAGUUGACAUUGAUUAACAAACUUAUGCAAAAAUCUUUGAGCUAAUCCAUUUAAUGGAAGAAAUAGAUGAUUGUGUACGAAGCUUGAUGCACUUGCCAUUUGUGAUUGUACAUGCCUUUAUAUUGUACUGCUUUUAGACUAGUAACACAAUAUGUGUUGGCCAGGGCAUUAAUUGUAUUGUUUGUUAAUGUUUCAGAUUUUUAUAAGUUAUAUUUGAUUUAUGUUUGCAUUCAGUUUUAAUUAUUUCAAUAAAGAUGUUUAUAAAAUUACCUCAAACAAAUGUGCAAUUCUCACAUUUUCAAUCAAAGAUGUUAAUUUUUGUUUAAGUUUGAUAAAGGCUUUACGCUUU